UAUCGUGAUUUGCGUAGUACAUUUUGGUAGCGGAACAUGAAGAAGGAGAUAGCUAGAUUUGUCUCACAAUGCCUGACUUGCCAGAAAGUCAAGGCUGAACACCAAAGACUUCCUAGGAAACUGCAGCCUUUACCUAUUCCCCAAUGGAAGUGGGAGAACAUCACCAUGGACUUUGUGAUUGGCUUACCACGAACCGUAAAGGGUAAUGAUUCCAUCUGGGUCAUCGUUGAUCGAUUGACCAAAUCAGCUCACUUCUUACCCUACCGGACUGGCACUUCCAUUGAGAAGAUUGCCAAUAUGUACAUGGAUGAGAUAGUCAAACUGCAUGGAGUCCUUAUCACGGCCUUUCAUCCUCAAACUGAUGGGCAAUCUGAGAGAACUAUUCAAAUACUUGAGGACAUGUUGAGGGCUUGUGUUCUAGAUUGGAAGGGUUCGUGGGAUCAACACUUAUCCAUGGCUAAAUCACCUGUUUGUUGGACGAAAGUGGGCGAAAAGAGCAUUUUAGGCCCAGAAUUGGUGCAACAAUCUUCUAAGAUUGUGCAGUUGAUCAAGGAACGCCUUCGUGCUGCACAAAGCAGGCAGAAAAGCUAUGCGGAUAAAAAGAGACGAGACCUUGAGUUUGAAGUUGGUGACCAUGUAUUUUUGAAGGUGUCACCCACUCGAGGUGUCCCCAGGUUUGGCAUCCGAGGAAAAUUGAGUUCGAGUUAUAUUGGACCAUAUCCUAUCUUGGAAAGGAUUGGCGAGGUAGCUUAUAGAUUGGAGUUGCUUGGAAAUUUAGCGAGUGUUCAUGAUGUGUUUCAUAUGUCCUUACUUCGGAAGUAUGUUCCUGACCCGAGUCACAUCAUUAAUCCCGAAUCAAUUCAACUCCGGGAGGAUCUCACUUAUGACGAGCACUCGAUCCGCAUUUUAGAUUUCAAGGAGAGAAUAAUGCGGAGAAGGACCAUUCGUUUUGUUAAGGUCCUCUGGGAUAACCAUUCGGUUGAAGAAGUUACUUGGGAGUUGGAAUCCAAGAUGAGGCAAGAACAUCUGCACCUCUUCCAAGAUUGAGGUAUGAGUUUAGGGGACUAAACUCCUUUUUAGGAGGGGUGGAUGUAAUACCCCAAAAAUUUCAAGAACAUUAAAGUUGAGUUAGGGACUUAAUGGUGAGGAAACGUUAUUAAUGGACCUAAUAGUCAAAUUUUCAAAUUUCAAAGGGUUUAAAAGAUUUUUGGAUAAGGCCAGCUGACUUUUCUU
This is a messenger RNA of Rubroshorea leprosula, 1233 nucleotides long. The record is from the annotation of a GenBank genome assembly. NCBI's taxonomy places the organism in Eukaryota, Viridiplantae, Streptophyta, Magnoliopsida, Malvales, Dipterocarpaceae.